Zingiber officinale is the source of this 1589-nucleotide messenger RNA. RefSeq names its product chaperone protein dnaJ C76, chloroplastic-like. The coding region runs from base 440 to 1459 and encodes 339 amino acids. Gene Ontology annotation, molecular function: electron transfer activity; iron ion binding. Lineage: Eukaryota; Viridiplantae; Streptophyta; Magnoliopsida; Zingiberales; Zingiberaceae. The record is from RefSeq and is a predicted model, not a curated record. The transcript has 10 exons.
CACCAUGGAGUCCGCCACGAGCCGAACUCCUUGCCUCCACGCAACGUUUUGUCUCUACGCCUCCGGCGACGGACGCCGGGAGACUCCUUGGCGGACUUACGAGAUCGCCCUCGUUCGCCAGAUGCGUGCCGCCCCGCAGCAAGGCGGAGUUGUGGUGGAGCCUGCGCCAGGCAAGCGCGGGUCCGACCUUCAACCAUCAGCCCUGCCCCACGCUCCUCCGUUCUUCUUGAUGCCUUCCACUUCUCGUGAAAGUUACGGAUUCACCAGGAUGGAAAUUUCAGGGCCUCAUGAAAGCCUAAAGAUCGAAUAUUGGGGAAAAGCGGAAGAAUAAAAAAAACUCUUUUUUUUAGAGGCCGAGAAGAAAAGAAAAUUGGAGAAGUAAAAAAAGAACUUUGCACGUCACAGGAAACAGAACCGGCUUCACUUCGUUUGUAGCCGGAUGGCCCAGUUGCUCGCUCCGGUGCGCUCUGUCUUGGUCCUCGAAUUCCCUAAGUUGCCGCCGUGUUAUGGAAACCUGUGGCCGAGAGUAGCGGUCGCGGUCGCGCAGAAUUCCACACCUAGUCGUCGUCGCCGGAGCUGUCAGAAGGAGAAGAGGGAUUUCAGGAUCGCUGCGACGACGGUUGGGGGUUUCCCAUGGCGCGAUGACGUUGCCGAUGACUACUACACUGUUCUCGGGCUGCUUCCAGAUGCCACCUCUCAGCAGAUUAAGAAAGCUUAUUAUGAUUGUAUGAAAUCAUGCCAUCCGGACUUGAGUGGGAACGAUCCAGAUAUUACUAGCUUCUGCAUAUUCAUUAAUGAGGUUUAUUCGGUGCUUAGUGAUCCUGUGCAGCGUAUGGUAUAUGAUGAAAUUCAUGGAUAUGCCCCAACGGCUAUGAAUCCUUUCUUGGAUGAUAGUGCACCAAAAGAUCAUGCAUUUGUCGAUGAGUUUUGUUGCAUAGGGUGCAAAAAUUGUGCUAAUGUGGCCCCGGAUGUAUUCCAAAUAGAGGAAGACUUUGGCCGUGCUAGAGUUUGCAGCCAAUCAGGGAAUCCUAACUUGGUUCAAGAAGCAAUUGAUUCCUGCCCGGUCAAUUGCAUCCACUGGACAUCUGCUGCACAGCUUUCUCUCCUCGAAGAUGAAAUGCGUAGGGUUGAGAGAAUAAAUGUUGGACUAAUGCUUGCUGGAAUGGGGAGAGCAUCCAUAAAUGUUUUUAGGAUGGCAAGUUCAAGAUGGGAAAAGCGCCAAGCGAAAGUCUUGGAAAAGGCUAAAAUGCGCAUGAUGAAGCAGAAAGACUCCAACAAGGCCGGAUCUUGGAGCAAUGUUUGGGGUUCACCACAGAAUUACGAAAGCACAGAGGAGGAAGUGAAGGAGAAAGCGAAGAGAUCUGCGGCAGCCGCUAGAAGGUGGCGAGAGUACUCGAGAAAUAGAACCGAUAGACCUUCAACCUUCAAGCUUCCUGAGGCGAUGUCUAGGAAGGAAUAGUCUGAGAAACAAUCUCCAUUGCUUGUACUUAAAACUCUUCAAUUUCUUUACUUUAAAAUCAAUAUUAUUCGCAUAUAUCGAAUGCAAAUUAAUAUUCCUGAAAAAUUUUAAAUUUAUAGACUAAUUUUAA